UGACGUAAAUUUGGUCUUCUCGUGCCUGAUUGUGCCUGGUGCAAGAGGAAGGUUUUAGAAACCGCAUUUUUUGAAGUCGUCCCACUGAAGGAGAGAAAUUUACUGUCAUUAAAAUACAGCGAGCCUCAGUUUGCGCCGGGUCCGCAGCGAUGCAAUCACUGAGCGCCUCGGUGUUUACACUUUUGUUGCUUAAUUGUCUCGUUGAUAUUUCUGCGAUGUCACCCUCCGAAAGGCGGUAUGAUUCGAAGAUUUGCUCAAAUGCAACACAAGCAACUCGGUGCGAGAAUUCGUGCUUAAAGGAAUGUAUUUGUCGGGAUGGCAGGGACGGUAGAGAUGGCCGAAACGGUAAAGAUGGCCGUGAUGGACGCGACGGGAGAAAUGCCGGAGUAAAGGGAGAAAAAGGCGAGCAAGGAGGGCUAGGAGAUGUCAGGAUGACAGCAAUCAAGGGAGAACAAGGUGUGCAAGGACUGCCGGGAGAUGACGGGAUGGAAGGAAUCAAGGGAAAUAAAGGAGGACAAGGAUUUAAGAGACUCAACAAUUUAGCUCCUGAUUAUUUGGUUGACCUAACCAUGUUUUUGCAUGAACCUACAAGCGUGGUUGUUAUUGCUUACUGCUCCAAGAAAGUCAAGCAAGGCCACGAGCCCCAAAAGCCAGGCCGUCACUGUCUGGAUAUUUUAAAAGCAGGCCACGGUCGUGGAAACGGACUUUACUGGAUUGAUCCAAACGGAGGCUCGACAGAUGACUCAUUCCAGGCUUUUUGCGACAUGGAGACCGAUGGUGGAGGUUGGACACUAGUUGCAACGAAAGUGUCUCCAAGCUUCCUCUUCAUCAAAACAACAUUCUCAGCAUCAGCAGCAAGAACCACAGACGCAGAUGCGGCGAGUCACAUCCAUCCUAACAUGGGGGACUGGGAAGAAGUCAUGUUCCGAUUUAGUGACGUCAAUACCAUCCGAGUUAUUUACAACAGGAAUACAGGCGCUCCAAAUAAGGACAAAAUAAACUUCAACAAGUUUUUAAUGGGGGCACAUUUUCGGAUGGCGCGAAGGAGGGUGCAUGGGUUUUACAAGUAUAGCCCGGCAAAUAUAAACAAGAGGAAUGCUUCUUUGACUUUCGCCUCAAUAUCUAAACUGUCCUAUGUGUCAGAUUAUGGUAUUUCUGAAAGUCACAUCUACGGCACUGACAAGUGGCUUGACAUGUAUAGGAUAGUAGAUUACUCAGACAAUUAUCAUCUCGUCGACGACAGCCGCGCUCGUGGUACCAAGUGUAUCGCGGGCUACUGUUACCUGAACAAGCCAAUCUGGGUGAUGGUGCGAUAGAAACAAACCACAGUUCAAAUCUGAAGAAGAAAAGGCGUUGUCGAAUUUCCGAGUCAGGAUGUGAUCAUAAAAAGAAACGUCUUGUUGCGAUAGCCAAACCUUGUCUUAGCAAUAUUGUGUAAGUGGUAAGAGCUAACUAAAAGAACUGGUACUAGUGUCGAUUAUUAUAAAGGAUCGUCAUAAUCUCGGUUUAACUUGUUAAAAUAAACCUUAUAAAGAUGUUGAUAUACAGAAUUGUUUUUUUUUUUUUUUUACUGUGUUCGCUUUCAGCGAGUAUUUUUAGGAUUCGUGGUAAAUUCAACCUUCUCGAUAAGAUGUGAAGGCUAUGUGAAAAUGCAGAGCUCUUCAAAAAUUACAAUUUUUCGUCUUUUUCUGCUUUUUUUUAUCAAAGUGAUAAGUCUCACGUGGAAAUACGUUUUAAUUUCCACUUCGAAUUUGCUAAAUUGAGAGCUCAGGUGGUGAUUAUUGAAUGAAAAGACUGAA
Messenger RNA from Stylophora pistillata, 1799 nucleotides. RefSeq lists its product as uncharacterized. Gene Ontology annotation, molecular function: oligosaccharide binding; extracellular matrix structural constituent. Lineage: Eukaryota; Metazoa; Cnidaria; Anthozoa; Scleractinia; Pocilloporidae. The record is from RefSeq and is a predicted model, not a curated record.